Scatophagus argus is the source of this 707-nucleotide messenger RNA. Its product is annotated as cytochrome c oxidase assembly factor 5. Lineage: Eukaryota; Metazoa; Chordata; Actinopteri; Scatophagidae. Gene Ontology annotation, biological process: mitochondrial respiratory chain complex IV assembly. Gene Ontology annotation, cellular component: mitochondrion. Bases 133 to 360 code for a protein of 75 amino acids. The record is from RefSeq and is a predicted model, not a curated record. The transcript has 3 exons.
UUCCGUUUUCCCAUCAUGCCAUUUGAUAAACAUGGCUGAAAGCUUUUCUGACAGCAUUGAAGUCACCGCUAUUAGCUAGCUGAGUUUUGCCUCUUUGAUUUCAUCAGUUGGUGUUUAAGUGGAUUUUAAACAAUGCCGAAAUAUUACGAGGAUAAAGAGGAAGAUAACAGAGCCUGUGCCGGUAUCAGAGAGGACUUCAAGGCGUGUCUCCUUCAGCACGACUGCGUGGUAAAGGAGGGGAAGCUGCCCAGUGAGUGUUUGAAGGAAGGCCACUGCAAAGCCCUGCAGACUUCAUUCUUUGAGUGCAAGAGGUCAAUGCUGGACACAAGGUCAAGAUUCAGAGGAAGGAAAGGAUACUGAGGAACCAUCUGAGCACUGCCAUAUGACUGAGUGAAUACUGGAUGAGCAGCUGCAAAUACUUGCCAUGAUUUAAAUCACAGGGUGAUGCUCACAGGUCAGUGUAUGUGCAGCUGUACCUCCCCAGAAGACGAAAGAUGUGUCAAGAAAGUGGGUGGCGACGGGCUACCAAUUAAUACAGUACAGUGCAGACUGACACACAAUCAAAGGACUAAUCUGCAAAAUGUAACACUGAAGAGAAAAAACAAAACGGAGCUGUCACAGGCUGGAGCUUUUUCUGGAUGAAUGGGUGUGUGUUUGUUGUGUUAUGAAAAUACACUUGUAAUAAAAUAAAUAAUGAAAAAUGGAAA